This is a messenger RNA of Sphaeroforma arctica JP610, 597 nucleotides long. RefSeq lists its product as hypothetical. NCBI's taxonomy places the organism in Eukaryota, Ichthyosporea, Ichthyophonida. The record is from RefSeq and is a predicted model, not a curated record. The coding region runs from base 1 to 597 and encodes 198 amino acids. Gene Ontology annotation, biological process: response to oxidative stress. The transcript has 5 exons.
AUGUACGCCUUAGAUAUCCCAGUGUCCGAGGUCAGGUCAAAGAUCCGCGAGGAGUUCAAGAAGAACAAAAACUUGGCACAUACACCGCCACACACAACCCCAAGCCGAUCGUACAUGCUAGGGUCCAUCCGUGUCAUGUAUGUUAGUGUGUGGUCUGAGACCUGUGCUGCUAUCUGUGGGGUCAUCGUAGACGGCAUUUGUAGGUACUGGCCUUUUAGCAAGGCACGUGUGGGUACUGACCUUUUAGCAAGGCACGUGUGGGUAUAUCUUUUGCUGGCCUACUUCUCUGCGGCAUCUAGGAUGGAACCUUUAGUCCGUGCCAUGUAUGUUAGUGUGUGGGCUGAAACCUGUGCUGCUAUCUGUGGGGUCAUCGUAGACCACUUGGCAUUUGUAGGUACUGGUCUUUUAGCAAGGCACGUGUGGAUCACAGACAUUCGAGUAGCGGAUAUGCUAGUUGUUAAAGGCAAGAUGGAGUACGAUGAAACGAUCCACUUCUGGAAGCAAAAAUCGCACGUGAUGCGAUACUGGAAGGAUGAAGAGGACCUAAACAAUCCGUUAAAGAUGGACUUCUUGGAACGUUUCUACCGCGGCGUCUAA